Molecule: messenger RNA, 7551 nt
Organism: Balearica regulorum gibbericeps (East African grey crowned-crane)
Lineage: Eukaryota; Metazoa; Chordata; Aves; Gruiformes; Gruidae
Source: RefSeq, a predicted model, not a curated record
CACAUUGGAGACAACUUUUGACAGCACUGUGACAACUGAGGUGAAUGGGAGAAGCAUACCAAGCUUGACAAGCCGGUCCACCCCGGUGACUUGGAGGCUAGGGCAGGCCAGUCCUCGGCUGCAGGCAGGAGAUGCCCCGUCCUUGGGCGCUGGUUAUCCUCGCAGCAGCGCGAGUCGCUUCAUACACACAGACCCUUCUCGAUUCAUGUACACCACCCCGCUUCGCCGAGCAGCUGUUUCUCGCCUUGGAAAUAUCUCACAGAUCGACAUGAGUGAGAAGGGAAGUGGUGAUUUGGACAUGUCCUCUGAGGUUGACGUUGGUGGCUACAUGAGUGAUGGGGACAUUUUGGGGAAGAGCCUCAGAACUGAUGACAUCAAUAGUGGGUACAUGACAGAUGGAGGACUCAACCUAUAUACAAGAAGUCUGAACCGAAUACCAGACCUAGCUGCCUCUCGAGACGUCAUUCAGAGAGGGGUUCAUGACGUGACUGUGGAUGCAGACAGCUGGGAUGACAGCAGCUCAGUUAGUAGUGGCCUCAGUGACACUCUUGACAACCUCAGCACGGAUGAUUUGAAUACCACCUCAUCUGUCAGCUCUUAUUCCAAUAUAACUGCCUCUUCAAGGAAGAACACUCAUCUGAAGACAGACUUGGAGAAGCGCUCGGUUACGGAUAGCGAAACUUGGGGCAGCACUGAAGAACUGAAGAAACCAGAGGAAGACUUUGACAGCAGCGUAGACAGCAGUGGGAAGUGGAAAGGCCUUGCCUCGGCGCUGUCUGAAGAGUCGGAGAAGGGGGGGCAGAAAGGAUCUCUCUCUGUUUCACAGACCGGAUCCUGGAGGAGAGGCAUGACUGCACAAGUAGGAGCAACUCAGUCCAGGCACAAAGCAGGAACAAGCGCGCUCAAGACCCCGGGAAAAACAGAUGAUGCAAAAGCUUCAGAAAAAGUGAAAACUCCCCUGAAAGGAGCCUCCAUUCAGCGCUCUCCAUCGGAUGCAGGAAAAAGCAGUGGCGAUGAAGGAAAAAAGCCUCCCUCUGGCAUUGGGAGAUCAACUGCUACAGGGUCCUUUGGAUUCAAGAAGUCUGGGAUGGGAUCUUCUACCAUAAUCACCACAAGCGGAGCAACUAUCACAAGCGGGUCAGCAACUCUAGGAAAAAUGCCUAAAUCUUCAGCCAUCGGUGGGAAGUCCAACGCGGGGCGGAAAACGAGCUUGGAUGGUUCCCAGAACCAGGAUGACGGCGUCCUGCAUGUGAACUCGAAGACGACUCUGCAGUAUCGAAGUUUGCCUCGCCCAUCAAAAUCCAGCGGCAGCGGGAUCCCCGGCAGGGGGGGACCCCCCACCAUCGACUCCAACGUCAGCAGCAAGUCUGCAGGUGCUGCUGCCACCAAACUGCGAGAGCCAAGCAAGAUUGGCUCCGGGCGGUCCAGCCCCGUCACUAUCAACCAGACGGACAAGGAAAAAGAAAAAGUGGCCGUGUCCGAUUCUGAGAGUGUCUCGCUGUCCAGUUCCCCCAAAUCCAGCCCGACUUCAGCGAGUGCCUCUGGUACACCGGGACUUAGGCAGCCAGGGUCCAAAUACCCAGAUAUCGCCUCACCCACCUUUCGAAGGUUGUUUGGUGCCAAGGCAAGUGGUAAAGCUGCCUCUGCACCCAGUACUGAAGGUGUGAAACCCACAUCGGCAAUGCCCAGCCCUAGUACCACAUUGGCACGGCAAGGCAGCCUGGAAUCGCCAUCCUCGGGCACAGGCAGCAUGGGCAGUGCAGGUGGGCAAAGUGGUAGCAGCAGCCCCCUCUUCAGUAAACCUUCGGACUUAAAUGCAGAUGUUGUAAGCUUAAGUCACUCCUUGGCUUCCAGUCCCGCCUCAGUGCACUCUUUCACAUCAGGUGGUCUUGUGUGGGCUGCAAACCUGAGCAGCUCUUCAGCGGGCAGUAAGGACACACCAAGUUACCAGUCCAUGACUAGCCUUCACACCAGUUCCGAGUCUAUUGACCUUCCUCUUAGCCAUCAUGGCUCUCUCUCUGGACUGACAACAAGCACUCAGGAAGUUCAGAGCCUGCUCAUGAGGACUGGAAGCGUCAGAUCUACUCUUUCGGAAAGCAUGCAGCUUGACAGAAAUACACUACCCAAAAAGGGAUUAAGAUAUACUCCAUCAUCCCGGCAGACGAGUCAGGAGGAAGGCAAGGAAUGGCUACGCUCCCAUUCAACUGGAGGCCUGCAAGACACUGGCAGUCAGUCCCCACUUGUUUCUCCUUCAGCUAUGUCUUCAUCUGCAACUGGAAAAUAUCACUUUUCCAACCUGGUGAGUCCAACCAACCUAUCUCAGUUUAACCUUCCUGGACCCAGUAUGAUGCGUUCAAACAGCAUCCCUGCACAAGACACUUCUUUUGAUUUGUAUGAUGACUCCCAACUGUGUGGCAGUGCUACAUCCUUGGAAGAGAGACCACGAGCAAUUAGUCAUUCAGGUUCAUUCAGGGACAGCAUGGAAGAAGUACAUGGGUCCUCAUUAUCACUUGUCUCCAGCACAUCCUCUCUCUACUCUACGGCAGAAGAAAAGGCGCAUUCAGAGCAAAUUCAGAAACUACGGAGAGAGCUGGUUGCAUCACAAGAGAAAGUUGCUACCCUUACAUCUCAGCUUUCAGCAAAUGCUCAUCUAGUAGCAGCUUUUGAAAAAAGCUUGGGAAAUAUGACCGGCCGAUUGCAAAGUCUAACAAUGACAGCUGAACAAAAGGAAUCUGAGCUUAUAGAGCUAAGGGAAACCAUUGAAAUGCUGAAAGCCCAGAAUUCUGCUGCACAAGCUGCUAUUCAAGGAGCCCUGAAUGGUCCUGAUCACACCCACAAAGAUUUACGUAUAAGGCGGCAACAUUCUUCAGAAAGUGUUUCCAGCAUCAACAGCGCUACAAGCCAUUCAAGCAUUGGCAGUGGUAAUGACGCAGACUCCAAGAAAAAGAAAAAGAAAAACUGGGUGAACUCUAGAGGAAGUGAGCUAAGAAGCUCUUUCAAACAGGCCUUUGGAAAGAAGAAGUCCACCAAGCCUCCUUCCUCACAUUCAGACAUAGAAGAGCUGACAGACUCCUCUCUUCCUUCAUCACCCAAAUUGCCCCACAGCUCAGGAGAGUGUGGGGCAACAUCAAUGAAACCGUCACAGUCAGCAUCUGCGAUCUGUGAGUGCACAGAGGCAGAAGCUGAAAUUAUUCUUCAGCUAAAGAGCGAGCUGAGGGAGAAAGAGCUAAAAUUAACGGACAUUCGUCUCGAAGCCCUCAGCUCUGCACACCAUCUGGAUCAGAUUCGGGAAGCCAUGAACCGCAUGCAGAAUGAAAUUGAGAUAUUGAAAGCUGAAAAUGAUCGUUUAAAGGCAGAGACUGGAAAUACUGGAAAGCCUGCCCGGCCAUCAUCAGAGUCUUCAAGCAGCACAUCAUCUUCUUCAUCACGGCAGUCACUAGGACUUUCUCUGAACAAUUUAAACAUCACAGAAUCUGUUACAUCAGAUAUUUUGUUGGAUGAUGUCACUGAUGGAGCACUCCACAAAGAAGGUCAUAGCGUGAAAAUUGUAGUCACUAUAAACAAGGGCUAUAGUCGAGCCAAGGAUCAAAAACCACAUGCAUAUCUGAUAGGAUCAAUUGGAGUCAGCGGAAAAACAAAAUGGGAUGUUUUAGACGGUGUAAUCAGACGUCUCUUUAAGGAAUAUAUUUUCCGAGUAGAUCCGACUACUAGCCUGGGUUUAAGCUCUGAUUGCAUUGCUAGCUAUUGUAUAGGGGAUGUAAUUAGAGCCCAUAGCCUAGAAGUGCCUGAACUGCUGCCUUGUGGAUAUCUGGUUGGAGAUAAUAAUGUCAUCACUGUGAACCUGAAAGGAGUGGAAGAAAACAGUUUGGACAGUUUUGUGUUUGACACAUUAAUUCCUAAGCCAAUUACCCAGCGGUACUUUAAUUUACUGAUGGAGCAUCGCAGGAUUAUUCUGUCGGGACCCAGUGGCACAGGAAAGACCUAUUUAGCUAACAGGCUGGCUGAAUAUAUUAUAACUAAAUCUGGCAGGAAAAAAACUGAGGAUGCAAUUGCAACUUUCAACGUGGAUCACAAGUCAAGCAAGGACCUGCGACAAUACCUAGCAAACCUAGCUGAGCAAUGCAGUGCUGACAACAAUGGUGCUGACCUCCCUGUGGUCAUAAUUCUUGAUAACCUCCACCACAUCAGUUCACUAAGUGACAUCUUCAAUGGUUUCCUCAACUGUAAAUAUAAUAAAUGUCCCUAUAUUAUUGGAACCAUGAACCAGGGAGUUUCUUCUUCACCAAAUCUGGAGCUGCAUCACAAUUUCAGGUGGGUGCUGUGUGCUAAUCACACAGAGCCUGUUAAAGGUUUCUUGGGCAGAUAUCUGAGAAGGAAACUGAUUGAGACUGAAAUAGAAAGGAACAUACGCAAUAAUGAGCUCAUCAAAAUCAUUGACUGGAUCCCCAAAACAUGGCAUCAUCUCAACAGCUUCCUAGAAACACACAGCUCUUCAGAUGUAACCAUUGGUCCCCGCCUCUUCCUCCCUUGCCCAAUGGAUGUUGAUGGCUCCAGAGUGUGGUUCACAGACCUCUGGAACUAUUCCCUGGUGCCGUAUCUUCUGGAAGCUGUGAGAGAAGGACUUCAGAUGUAUGGUAAGAGGGCACCAUGGGAAGACCCCUCCAAGUGGGUAGCUGAUACCUAUCCAUGGAGCUCUGCAUCUCUACAGCAUGAGUGGCCAUCGUUACUUCAGUUAAGACCAGAAGAUGUUGGUUAUGAAGGUUAUGCAUCAGCAAAGGAAGGAACGACUUCAAAGCAUGUUCCACAGACUGAUACAGAGGGGGAUCCCUUGAUGAAUAUGCUAAUGAGGCUUCAAGAGGCAGCCAACUAUUCGAGCGCGCAAAGCUGUGACAGCGAUAGCACCAGCCACCAUGACGACAUUUUGGAUUCAUCCCUUGAAUCAACUCUCUGAAAGGGACAAACCUUGGUGGAGGAUUAUGGUAAAAUCUGUUUCCACUAGACCACUGCCAGUAUUAAAGCAGCACGCCGAGGUCCAUGAGUGAGAAUGGUGUGUUGUAGGUAGGCAGGAGACCUAACUCUUCAAAGUCAGGAAGAAAAAUUGAAGUGGAAAGCUUGAAUUAGUUUAAUUUCAAGGCAUUUCAAUACCUAUGGAGCCAAGUGAGACUCCAUUUGUCAACUGGAAAGGGCCCUAGACCAAGGGCAUCUAAGCAGAUUGCACAUGUGUUAGCCAAACUGGAAUUUUUAUUUUUUUUUUCCCUUUUCCUUUUUCUCUCUCUCUCUCUCUCUGUCUCUCUCGCUCUCUCUGUCUGUCUCUGUUUCUCUGUACAAGUUUACAGUGCAACUUCUUCUGUUUUUUUCCUUUAGUUUACCCUGAGGCGCUGCAUGAACAAUGCAGUCUUCUAAUUCUCUUCUAACCUCUGUUGUGCCACAUGGUGCUGGUCACAGGACUGCAGUGGUGUUUGUGUUGUACGCUACUGCCCAUUCCAAAAUGAGUCAAAGAUGAUGAUAGUAACUCGGAAAGCACAAACAGUAUUGUGCAAUCACCAGAAAACAUGACUGUGAUAUGCUGGAUAAGUGCCAAUUUAAUUCUAACUGCCAUGGUCACGGUGAUGCGCUCCAUCAAGUUUUUAGUACACGAGUCACAGAUUUUAUAAAGUUGUUUUUACCACAAAGGUCUUUUUUAACCACCUGCCCACUCCUUAACAACAGUUUUAUACCAAUUAUUAACCAACACUGAUUAAAGGCUUUUUAGGGCUUCAUUUGUUUGAGCCUUUUCAGUGAAAGAAGGAACAUUUCUUAUGGUGCUGUCUCACUGCCUUAAAACAGAUUUCUAGAACAGUUUUACAGUUGGUUUAAUUCCUAAACCAUUGGUAAUUUACACUGUUUUUUUCUUCAUUUACUAAUGAGAAAACGUCAGUUAACACAGUAGCCUCAUAUCUGUAUAUCAUGAUUUUUUAAAGAAAUGGAUAGGAGAAAGAACAGUUGCUAUAUAAUAUUUUUAUCUUGUGAAUAGAUUGCUCUGCCUACCCUCAGAAAUACACAAGGAACCCAAACCCACUUCCACUGCCACCUAAAUGCUGAGAAAAUCGGCUCAAAUCCAUUUGGUCCCAUGGAAUGGAGUUUUUGGAGGAUAGAUGUUUUGAAUUCUUAUCCAGCAGAGCUGGAUGCACUUGAUGCAGCAUGAGCACAAAUAUAUGUUUGGUUUGGUUUUUUUUUUUCCUUUUUCUAGUUUUAGCAUGUUGUUUUGAUUGCUAUUGUUGUACAUGAAGAAUUCAGCAUAAAAGAACACUGAAGCAGUGAUGUCCACUGUGGAAGAGGAAGAGUUUAUACUGUAAAAGUGGGUUGGUUUUGCACAGUCUACUGGGUGGGUAUUGUAAAUAUUGAAAAAAAAAAAAAAAGAAAAAAAAAGCCUUGCACAAAUCAAAACGAUAACAAACAAACAAACAAACAAAAUGUAUUUUAUUCUGUUGGUGUUAAGAGAUGUUUCACUUGCUGAGAUUUCCUGUAUGUUGCAAACAAAUACAGAAUGCAAACCUUAAAAGCUGUUAUUACCUGGUGUGUUUGUCCUGUACUUACAGUUGUUAUGACUAUGCAGGAGCUAUCAAUGCUACAGUGAGCAUGUUUCAAUAUCUAUAUGAAGCCAAUACAUUUGGGGGGAAUAAAGCUGAAAAUGUUCUAAGUGCGUAUGUCACGGCAGGCUACAACCAGAUUGCUUUCAAACUGCUCAGAAUAAUUGGAAACGCUCUUUGACCACAAGAGACGUCCAGUUAAAAUAGGUGCAUAUAAACAAGAAGGUAUCCAAGGGCUUUGGCAUUGUGUAGACAUGUACUGUACACCUCCAUGGAUGUUACCUUCAGGAUGUGUAUUUGGUGCUAUUAACUCUUUGUGGCCACCCUGUGGUCACUCACUGUAAAACAAAGAUAAAUCAAUGCAGUUUCCAAAUGGCACUGAGCUGCAUCACUGAAUCUAGAGGUUCCUACACGGUGCUAUUGCCCUAAUAAAACUCCAACUGAAUUUAUGCAUGUAGGAUUCAGUCAGACCAACAUCAUGCCCCCCCAAAUCUGGAUCCAUUUCUGAUGCAAAAUGUCAGCGCAUACACCUUGGCUGACUCGAAGAACUAAAGGAAAGCUGCUCUUUCCUGUACCUGUGCUCUGAGCAAACCUGCAAAUCUUUUCCUGCCAUAUUUAACACACAAACACACAAUAUCACAUAUACAAAACUUCCUGCAAUACAUCUCAGUGAGUCCACCUAGUUUACAACUCAGAAAUUGUUUGUGAAACAUUUGUCUGUACACAUUUUAUAUUUUGUACAUUUUUGAUGUAACAUAUCAUGUAAAUAGACAGAAACAGUGAAAUAAAUCAUCUGAAAAGUUUUGUAGUCUUUGUAAAGCCCUAAUAAUAAGUAUUUGGUGUCAUCGGACUUAACUGGAUGAUGUAUUUUCUAUUGGUUUAUUGUUCCUCUAGCUUGUAAACCAGCUUGCGUAUAUUUUUUUGCAGGUGUGCGCACUGUAUCUGUCUAAAUUAUUACUUUGCCAUUAAAGUGGAAUUAUUU